ACUCCUUCCCAGUCUGUGUUUGAGCUGCCUGUUCAUGGUGUGUGUCCCUGAGUGAUACUACAAACUAGAAUUUGUUGACUGUUCACUGCAGCAGCCAGACCUCCGGCUUCAAGAUAUCAAAUAGGAAGCUAUUUUUUAAUCUGCAGCUGGAAAAAAAGACUUCCAGCCGGUCACGUGGAACACAGUUUACGAAAGCUGUAGCAGUAACUCGGCUGGACUGUCAACAGCCACUACUGGUAUUGUUUUUGUAAGGAACAGCAAGAGCAAUGAGUGACUUCAUGGACGACAGCUCGGUAAUGCCGAUCGUGUCCGGAGUGGUGGGUGUUGUGAUCUUCCUCCUCCUCAUCAUCUUGUGCUGCACAUGCUCCUGCUGUUGCCUGUACAAAAUGUGCAGGGGAAGCCCACGACCGGUCAUUGCAGAUAAUGCAACGACCACUACUACAGUGGUGCAAGUGCCAUAUCCACAGCAGCCUACUGCAGGUCAGACUUACCCUGGAGCACAGUACCCAGCCUACCAGCAAGUGCCAGUCCAGCCACAUUUCGGAAACCCAUCCAUGCCCACAGCGCCCUAUCCCGGUCAGCAGUACCCACCAGUCUACCCACCCCAGGUGUCUGGGCUACCUCCUCCCUAUCAAGAGGUUGUCUCAGUUGGUAUGGGAGCCCUUCCUUAUCCCCCAGCUGAGCAGGGAUAUAACACCAAUCAGCCCUACUGCAACCCUUCGGGGCCGACCUACAACCCAGACCAGCCAGCCUACAACCCAGCCUACAUAGACCCACACAAGCCAGGCUACUGAAAUGGACAUCUGCAAAUUCCAAACGCAUCAUCAAUACUGUUGAUCUGCCCCUGCUAUCCGUGUAGGAAUAUAGUGACAACAAGAGAACUUUAUGAAUAUGUUAUCCUUGGAUGAUUUGGCUUUUUUGGAAUAUUUUCUGUUUGCUUUUUAUUUGCCUUCUAAAAAAGCACUUCAGAAGUUUUCCUCUAGUGAAUUAUUUAAAAGUAGAUAUAGAUAAAAUAUGGUUUCAUAGAUAGAAGUAUAAAAUUAUGUUGGUUUAUUCCAAUUAUUUUUGCGAAAGGGAAUAUUUAUAAAACAAGUCCAAAAUUGUAACAGGUAGAUGGAAACACUCCCAUCUUAUAAGAUCCAGUGAUACACACAAUGUUGGGAUGGGGAUAAUACUAGAAAUCAGUGUUUGAAACCGUGCUCCUGUGGAAAUUAUUGGUAUAUGUGUCCUUGCAACUUACUCAGAAGUUGUGAUGGUCAGGGAAAAAGCAAAUGUAUGCUAAAAGGUGUAAUGUUAUUAUUAUUUUUUUUACACACCAACAUUUGAACUGCUAUUGUGAAAUACAAGAUACCAAAAUGUCUCAAUACGCGUACAUCAAUUAUUAUUUUGGUUAACAGUUGUAACAGUGAGGUUAGUUAGACUGUAGUGCAACCUGCAGGACGUUGACAGAACUGCUGUGUAUUUUGUGAGGAUGAUCUUUCUUUCCGUUGUUUCAAGAUCGGGUUGAAUUGGCCUGUUACAGAACAUGUUUUCUGCACUGUUUACUCAGGUUUACGCACGCUGGAGACUGUUUCUUUUUAAAAUUGAAAACCACUUCAUUCCAACUUUUUUAUGGGGACAACAGAAAAAAAAAAAUACAAGAAAUGCCUUGCAGUGUUUAGGUAAUAAAAUGCCACCUGGAUGGAAGUACAAUUUCUAAUUCAAGCUUUAAAAUGACUAGUAGGUCUUAAGUCAUUAUCUGUAAAGGCAUGUUUUAGGGGUCACUGUAAAAGUUGAGACACUGUGUUACUUUUUUGUGUUUUAUGUGUGAAUAUUGAUAUAGUUCUCUGUCAUAGACAUACCUGAACUGCCUUUAUAAAGUGCCUUUACUGUG
Messenger RNA from Polyodon spathula (Mississippi paddlefish), 1873 nucleotides. RefSeq names its product protein shisa-5-like. The transcript has 4 exons. The record is from RefSeq and is a predicted model, not a curated record. Bases 267 to 794 code for a protein of 175 amino acids. NCBI's taxonomy places the organism in Eukaryota, Metazoa, Chordata, Actinopteri, Acipenseriformes, Polyodontidae.